Penaeus vannamei (Pacific white shrimp) is the source of this 1880-nucleotide messenger RNA. RefSeq names its product glycine receptor alpha 1. The record is from RefSeq and is a predicted model, not a curated record. Gene Ontology annotation, biological process: regulation of membrane potential; signal transduction; chloride transmembrane transport. Gene Ontology annotation, molecular function: chloride channel activity; transmembrane signaling receptor activity; excitatory extracellular ligand-gated monoatomic ion channel activity. Gene Ontology annotation, cellular component: neuron projection; plasma membrane; synapse. NCBI's taxonomy places the organism in Eukaryota, Metazoa, Arthropoda, Malacostraca, Decapoda, Penaeidae.
CGCCAUUGUUCGCAUAAACAUCAUGAUCAGGAAUGUGGAGACGAUAUCCGACGUCAAGAUGGAAUACAGCAUACAGAUCUAUUUCCGAGAACAGUGGAAGGAUCAUCGUCUUACCUUUAAUAAUAUGGGAGGGCGGAUCAAGUACCUGACGCUGACAGAGGCUGACAUGGUGUGGAUGCCUGACUUGUUCUUCAAGAAUGAGAAGGAGGGACACUUCCACAAGAUCAUCCUUCCGAAUUUCUACAUCCGAAUCUACCCGGACGGCGGAGUUCUCUACAGUAUUCGAAUCUCGCUGACGUUAUCUUGCCCGAUGGACCUGAAGCUGUUCCCUCUCGAUCGUCAGCAGUGUCAGCUCCUUAUGGCUUCUUACGGGUGGACAACCGAGGACCUGGUGUUCCUGUGGAAGGACGUGGAGCCCGUGCAGGUCACGAAGAACCUGCACCUACCACGCUUCACCCUGGAGAAAUUCAUCACGGAUUAUUGCAACAGCAAGACAAACACGGGUGAAUACUCGUGCCUGCUGGUGGCGCUCAUCUUCAAGAGGGAAUUUUCAUACUACCUGAUCCAGUACUACAUACCUUGCUGUAUGUUGGUGAUCGUGUCAUGGGUGUCCUUCUGGCUGGACCAAAACGCCGUGCCCGCCCGCGUAGCCCUGGGCGUGACGACGCUGCUCACCAUGUCGACGCAGACCUCCUCCAUCAACCAGUCGCUCCCGCCCGUGUCCUACACCAAGGCCAUCGACGUGUGGACGGGCGUGUGCCUCACCUUCGUGUUCGGCGCGCUGCUGGAGUUCGCCCUCGUCAACUACGCCUCGAGGUCCGACAAGCACCGCGAGAAGCUGAAAGAGAAGCUGAAGGAGCAGAAGAAGCAGUGGGAGGUGGAGCACGCGGCCGCCCUCGAGGCCGUGAUGGCGGAGCAGGCUGAGGACGGCCACUCGGCGUUCGCGAUGCCGGCGUCUCCACCGCGCCCUCGAAGCUUGCUGGAGCUCCUUAUCUCAAAGACGAAGCCCCUCGUCUCCCGGCACAACGGCGGAAUGGGCGGUGAGAAGACGCGCCCGUGUGAGAUCCACCUGCAGGCGCCUCGCAAGAACUGCUGUCGCUCCUGGCUGUCCAAGUUCCCCACCCGGAGUAAGCGCAUUGACGUCAUCUCCCGCAUCACCUUCCCGCUGGUGUUCGCCUUCUUCAACAUGGCCUACUGGAGUACGUACCUCUUCACGGAGGAGGAGGAGGACAACCCGAAAUAGAUGCGAAGAUGAAACCGGAAGCCGAGACAAGGUCGGCGGCUCCAAGUCACGUCACCGAUCGAUACGAAGGAACCGCCAAUAAAGGGGAGAAAAGGGAAAUUUCCGAAGAGUGAGUGAAACCGUUUUCCGAAGAAAAUAUAGAAAGGAAGAGAGAAAAUAGUGUAGAAAGAGAAUCUUUUGGGAUUUCUUUGUGAAAACAACCAGGGACUUGAAGGACGUUGCAAGACAUUACUUGUGGCUAAGAAUAAUGCACGACAUCGCACGUGAAGGACACUCGUAAUUUGACUCUGUAUAACGAGUAUCGGAAACUAUAGCAUCAUUAUUCAUACAGGCACAAUAUCGCGAUUGCAGGCGAAUAAAAGAGCAUAAUGUUACAUUGAGGCAUAAUACGAGCAUGAAAAUCAUAAUGUUAAUGGCAUAAAGAUCAAUCUGAUUCAUAUUAAACUGUUUGCAUAAUCAUGAAAUCAUUAGCAUAUACAUAACCAUUUAACAUAAGAAAGGCAGCGCUGAGAUUUCAUAAGCAGAGUUGAAACGGAAAACAAGAAAAAAAAAUCGAUUGAAAUGUAAUAUUAAAACGUACCGACAUGCAAGACUAAUGUGUCCUAGUCAAGCAUCAACACGCUUAUGAUAAGUGAGA